GGCUACUGGAUCAUAGAAUCGCAUCAGCGAUUGGACAUUCCUGUGUCUUGACCGCUCGAGGGUGUAACCUGGAAUACGGGUGGAAAAAGCGCUUCGGUUGGUGAUGAGGACCUGAUUGUGAGCGUUUGAAUUUGACUGUGAGGCGUGACAGUUAAACGCUGUCAUUUCCAGUAUAGAUGCUUUAAUUACAGAGAUUCCCGCUGCUUCUCAUGAACGCCGCUUUCAGUCUAACGGUAACAUUAGCGCUACCGCUAUUCUCAGUGCAGUGGACGCGCUUCUCAUCGAACUGGAGUAUGUAGCCGCAGAAAAGCGCUACACUUAAUGCAGGAAAGUGAGCCAACCCAAGUGAACCAACUGUGAGCCAGAUCAAGGGAAGAACCAGCCUGUAAGUUUUCUAGUCAAGGUUGCAGCCAUGUUGGAAGAGGAUAUGGAAGUGGCCAUUAAAGUGGUGGUUGUGGGCAAUGGUGCUGUGGGAAAGUCCAGUAUGAUCCAGAGAUACUGCAAGGGCAUUUUCACCAAGGACUACAAGAAGACCAUUGGUGUGGACUUCCUGGAAAGGCAAAUAAUAGUAAACGAUGAGGAUGUGCGGUUAAUGUUAUGGGACACCGCAGGUCAGGAGGAGUUUGACGCCAUCACCAAAGCCUAUUACAGAGGUGCCCAGGCCUGUGUUCUGGUCUUUUCCACCACUGACCGGGAGUCAUUUGAGGCUAUUAGCAGUUGGAGAGAAAAAGUAGAGACAGAGGUUGGCGACAUUCCUACUGUUCUGGUUCAAAACAAAAUCGACCUCCUGGACGAUACAGUGAUAAAGAAUGAGGAAGCGGAGGGUCUUGCUAAGAAGCUCAAGUUGAGGUUUUACCGGGCAUCGGUUAAAGAAGAUCUCAAUGUCAAUGAAGUCUUUAAAUACCUAGCAGAAAAAUACCUACAACGACUCAAGCAACAAACAGCUGAGGACUCAGAAGUAGUUCACACGUCAGGCAAUAAAAUUGGAGUCUUCAACACUAGCAGUGGACACCACGCAAACCAGAACUCCAGCGAUCAGAACGGCCGUGAAGUCAUCAAUCUACGACCAAACAAGCAAAGAACAAAGAAGAAUAAAAUCCCUUUCGGUAGCUGCAGGCUUCUUUAGAACGUGUCCUCGUCAACGGUAUGCCUUGAUUGCCCCGUCGGUCCAGCUGACGUGCGGCAUCAUCAACACUAAUCAGUGUGAGAUUGAGAGAAAGCCAACAUCUCAGUUAAACAAUCAGUACAGGGAUGAUCUUGCUUUUUGACGAGGUUUUCAAUUAGGACUAGCUUACUCACAUAGUGCUUGUGCUGAGUGUUUCUGAUUGCUGUGGAUGAGUCCCAUGUCUUGUGUGAGCUGACAGUGUAUUUUAAUGGUCAGAUUUUGGAAACAUGCUCUUUGCCAGCUACGAAUGGUAAAGUGCUAUUGAAGGGUCGAGGAAGGAUUCUUGUGGUAUAUUUUUAACUAAGUCUUACAAACAAUAGCUGAUAGUGCUAAAUCAAAGCAAAAAACACAUUGAUUUGCGAUGGUUUACAAUCAAUCAAAGAGGGUGCAGACCAUUUCAGAACAGACCUAAAUCCCCUCUUUGAGAGAGGACAAGUUACACAGAGGCCUUGCUUUAGAAGGUAACAGCUAAGUUUUAAACCAAGGCUUUAAAAUAGGACAGCUGAGUAGUAGAGCAAUGGAAGAUGCUGUGAGUUUGUGAGGUUUGUGUUUCUUUGAUAAGCAUAAAUACAUUAAAAAGUAAAAAAUAGCAGGGUAACAUUCACUAACAAGAUUCACACAUCGUUUUUAACUGUUUGUAAAUUGAGCUGUUAAUCUUGUGCUGUAUGUUAGUAUUGAUACGGUUUUAUCAUUUGGUUCCACAAAAAUGUGAUGUUCUUAAUACAGAUUAAAAACUUCCAAAAUGUAUUUUUGUAAGAGAAAAUGUAGUCAGAUAAGUAGUUUAAAACCAGAGGAUUAACACAGUGCCAAAAAGUUUCUUUUUUAAACUGUAUGCACUUGGAAGAACUGUAAAUAUUGUUAGUAAUAUUUCUCUUUUCUGUUUAAAAAUCUCAUAGUACUGAUACACGUCAUAACCAUCUGUACAAAUAAUCACUUA
Molecule: messenger RNA, 2102 nt
Organism: Trichomycterus rosablanca
Lineage: Eukaryota; Metazoa; Chordata; Actinopteri; Siluriformes; Trichomycteridae
Gene: rab23
Product: RAB23, member RAS oncogene family
Exons: 7
Coding region: 413-1126 (237 amino acids)
Biological process (GO): vesicle-mediated transport
Molecular function (GO): GTPase activity; GTP binding
Source: RefSeq, a predicted model, not a curated record